Molecule: messenger RNA, 2739 nt
Organism: Glycine soja
Lineage: Eukaryota; Viridiplantae; Streptophyta; Magnoliopsida; Fabales; Fabaceae
Product: putative RNA polymerase II subunit B1 CTD phosphatase RPAP2 homolog
Exons: 7
Coding region: 401-2521 (706 amino acids)
Cellular component (GO): cytoplasm; nucleus
Molecular function (GO): RNA polymerase core enzyme binding; RNA polymerase II CTD heptapeptide repeat phosphatase activity
Source: RefSeq, a predicted model, not a curated record
UUCUUACAGUAAGGGAAAAUGAAUUAAAAAAUGUUUGAAGGCAAUUAAAAUUUGGGAGAAUUUUUAAAAAUAAAACAAUGGUGUUGUCAUGUUUAAUGAAAAACAUAGUUCAAGAACAAAAAACGGCUUGCCUAAAAGUUUAAAACAGUGAUUGCUGAAAGGAAAAUAGAGGUUUCUCUUUCAAGUUUCACCUCCUCACCACCGCCAAGCUUCGUCUCCGAGAAUGUCACCAUCGCACACUUUUUUGUUUCCAAGCACAGCACCGAUGAUAUUAGCAACCAAACCCUAAUCGUGUCCACGCUUUCUUUCUUCUUUCCUGGCACACUUUCUCCCUCUCCACUUUCAGCACACACUUUUUCGUUUUCUGUUCUAGUUAUUUGGUUCUGAAGCUUUUGUUUCAAUGGAAAAGGACAAGCCUGUUUCUGUCAAAGAUGCUGUUUUCAAAUUGCAAAUGUCGCUCCUUGAAGGCAUUCAAAAUGAAGACCAGCUGUUUGCUGCUGGGUCUCUGAUGUCAAGGAGUGACUACGAAGACAUUGUAACCGAACGAUCCAUUACAAACGUGUGUGGUUAUCCGCUCUGCAGCAAUGCUUUGCCAUCCGAUCGCCCACGGAAGGGUAGAUACCGGAUUUCACUGAAGGAGCACAAGGUCUAUGACUUACACGAGACUUACAUGUUUUGUUGUUCAAAUUGUGUUGUUAGCAGCAAAGCUUUUGCUGGGAGCUUGCAAGCAGAGAGAUGCUCAGGUUUAGACCUGGAAAAACUAAACAAUAUUCUUAGCUUGUUUGAGAAUUUGAAUCUGGAACCAGCGGAGAAUUUGCAAAAGAAUGAAGAUUUCGGUUUGUCUGAUUUGAAAAUCCAGGAGAAGACAGAAACAAGCAGUGGGGAGGUGUCUUUAGAGCAGUGGGCUGGACCUUCAAAUGCAAUUGAGGGUUAUGUACCAAAACCAAGAGACCAUGAUUCUAAGGGUUUGCGGAAAAAUGUUAAAAAAGGGUCCAAAGCUGGUCAUGGCAAGCCAAUUAGUGACAUAAAUUUAAUUAGCAGUGAGAUGGGCUUUGUGAGUACUAUAAUUAUGCAAGAUGGGUAUAGUGUUUCAAAAGUACUGCCAGGUCAAAGAGACGCAACCGCUCAUCAUCAAAUUAAACCAACAGCUAUAGUCAAGCAGUUAGGAAAGGUUGAUGCUAAAGUGGUCAGGAAAGAUGAUGGUAGCAUUCAAGAUUUGUCUUCAUCUUUUAAGAGCAGUUUAAUUUUAGGUACCUCAGAAAAAGAGGAGGAAUUAGCCCAAUCAUGUGAAGCUGCGCUCAAAUCCUCUCCCGAUUGUGCUAUUAAAAAGAAAGAUGUUUAUUCCGUCUCCAUAUCAGAAAGACAAUGUGAUGUGGAACAGAAUGAUUCUGCUAAGAAAUCUGUACAAGUCAAAGGGAAAAUGAGUAGAGUUACUGCUAAUGAUGAUGCUUCCACUUCCAAUUUAGAUCCUGCCAAUGUUGAAGAGAAAUUCCAAGUGGAAAAAGCAGGUGGAUCAUUAAACACUAAACCCAAAUCUUCCCUUAAAUCUGCAGGUGAAAAGAAACUUAGUCGCACUGUUACUUGGGCAGAUAAGAAAAUCAACAGCACUGGGAGUAAAGAUCUUUGUGGGUUUAAAAAUUUUGGAGAUAUUAGAAAUGAAUCUGACUCAGCAGGAAAUAGUAUAGAUGUUGCCAAUGAUGAAGAUACAUUACGUCGCGCGUCAGCAGAAGCUUGUGUUAUUGCAUUGAGCUCAGCAUCAGAAGCAGUUGCUUCUGGAGACUCGGAUGUCAGUGAUGCUGUUUCUGAAGCUGGAAUCAUUAUAUUGCCACCACCACAUGAUGCUGGUGAGGAAGGUACUCUGGAGGAUGUUGAUAUACUACAAAAUGAUUCAGUUACUGUGAAAUGGCCUAGAAAGCCUGGAAUUUCUGAAGCUGAUUUCUUUGAAUCUGAUGACUCAUGGUUUGAUGCUGCACCAGAGGGUUUCAGUUUAACUUUGUCACCUUUUGCAACUAUGUGGAAUACCCUCUUUUCUUGGAUAACAUCAUCUUCUUUGGCAUAUAUAUAUGGGAGGGAUGAAAGUUUUCAAGAAGAAUAUCUAUCAGUUAAUGGCAGAGAAUAUCCCUGCAAAGUUGUCUUGGCAGAUGGUCGCUCAUCUGAAAUAAAACAAACUUUAGCCAGUUGUCUUGCUCGAGCUUUACCUACACUUGUUGCUGUGCUCCGGCUGCCAAUACCAGUAUCUACCAUGGAGCAAGGGAUGGCAUGCUUGCUGGAGACAAUGUCAUUUGUGGACGCACUUCCAGCUUUCAGAACAAAACAAUGGCAAGUGGUUGCUCUUUUGUUUAUUGAUGCAUUGUCCGUAUGUAGAUUACCUGCUCUUAUCUCAUACAUGACGGAUAGGAGGGCUUCAUUUCACAGGGUUUUGAGUGGUUCUCAAAUAGGUAUGGAAGAAUAUGAGGUUUUGAAGGAUCUUGCAGUGCCACUGGGCCGAGCACCUCACAUCUCUGCCCAAAGUGGGGCAUGACAACAAAUAGUGCAUUUUUUUUUUAUUUGGGGAAAAUUUACCUGUCAAGCAUUGGAGUGCUUGUUUAUAAACAUAAAAAAUAUGCAAUGACAAUUAUGCUAGGCCUCUAGCAACACGGGAACCAGAUUUCUAUAUUCUCUAAUGCUAGCUAGAGAGUGAUGAAUGCAAAAUUGAUAUUCAAAAUAGACAUAGUUCUAAAAUAUUGUCUUCCAGUUAAA